GAAGCAUAUUCAUCAAUAAAAUUGUAACACCUAAAAUUGUUUGUGGGUGUUUUAAUAUAAAAAUGGGAGUUAUAGGGAAGCUUGAAGUAGAAGUGGACAUCAAGUCACAUGGAAAUCUUUUCCAUGAACUAUUUGGGCAAAAACCACACCAUCUUCCCAAUAUAACUCCUGAUAAAGUUCAUACUUGUAAUUCCCAUGAAGGAGAAUUUGGAAAACCUGGUUCUGUCAUUUCUUGGGACUAUACUUUAGAUGGAAAGAAAUGUGUUGCAAAGGAGAUAGUGGAAGCCAUAGAUGAAGAAAACAAGAUGGUAAGGUUCAAAAUCAUAGAAGGUGAUCUACUCCAAGAGUUCAAGAGCUUAACAGUUAGUCUUCAUGUGAUUCCUAAACCUGAAUUUACAGCAGUUAGAUGGUGUGCUGAAUUUGAAAAGAUUUCAGAUGAUGGGCCCUACCCUACUAAGCUUAUGGACUUUUGUAUUGCUAUUACUAGGGAUGUUGAGAGUCAUCAUCUCAAUGAUUGAUCAUCAUACAUACAUUAAUUUGUAUGAUAUAAUGUGUCCAAAAAUGAUGAAAAUCCUACAAAGUUUGUUUUUUAUGUUGAUUUGUUUGAAUUUAGUGAUCAUUAUGAUAUGAUGAUGAAUAAGAAUAAAUGGAUGGAUGUGAUUUGGUGCUAUUGUAAUAAUGUUUGUGGAAAAUAUGGAUCAAUUAUUAUAUGUGAAAUUUGAAUGAAACUUAAUUUGUUAUUUGUA
This is a messenger RNA of Amaranthus tricolor (Joseph's coat), 746 nucleotides long. RefSeq names its product MLP-like protein 43. Bases 63 to 518 code for a protein of 151 amino acids. The transcript has 2 exons. Lineage: Eukaryota; Viridiplantae; Streptophyta; Magnoliopsida; Caryophyllales; Amaranthaceae. Gene Ontology annotation, biological process: defense response. The record is from RefSeq and is a predicted model, not a curated record.